Molecule: messenger RNA, 6143 nt
Organism: Suricata suricatta (meerkat)
Lineage: Eukaryota; Metazoa; Chordata; Mammalia; Carnivora; Herpestidae
Gene: TIAM2
Product: T cell lymphoma invasion and metastasis 2
Exons: 27
Coding region: 403-4869 (1488 amino acids)
Biological process (GO): small GTPase-mediated signal transduction; positive regulation of axonogenesis; activation of GTPase activity
Cellular component (GO): membrane; synapse
Molecular function (GO): protein binding; guanyl-nucleotide exchange factor activity
Source: RefSeq, a predicted model, not a curated record
AAAAAUUGAACAUGAUGAGGGUGUGUAACUCGCAGACAAAAAUACAUCCAGCGUUGCCCAGGAUCUGUUUUUAGCUCUUAACGGCCGAGCAUUUGAAGUGUUCCGUUGUUUCCUGCCUCCCCAUGGGCAGAAAGCAGAGAGAGUUUGCGGAUUUGUGUAUCAGCCCCGACUUUGAGAAACUUUUUCUACUAAUGAGAAGAGGCUGAGAAACCCUGGCCACAUCCAGAGUUUUGGCAAAGGAUCAUUUCCUGGACUCCCUCCCCAUACUUGUUGGCCAUGCUGCCUUGUUCCCGGACCCUGUGAAGCCUUCUAUUAAUCUCCCUCAGAGCACAGACUAGACUUGAGAGAUACUCAGAUGAAGUGUGGUUCACGUCAAGUUGCAAGACUCUGAUUAAGGAUAAAAUGGGGAACUCUGAGAGUCAGUACACUCUUCAAGGAUCAAAAAAUCACAGCAAUACUAUUACUGGCGCCAAGCAAAAGCCCUGCUCCCUGAAAAUCCGCAGCAUUCAUGCAAAAGAGGACAAGUCACUGCACGGGCGGGGGCACUGUGGCGGCGGCGGGUACAAGUCCAGGUCCCUGGCCCGAAGCUGCUUGUCUCACUGCAAGAGUAACCAGCCUUACGCCUCGAGACCGGGCGGACCCACGUGCAAGGGCCCCAAAAGCAGCGCGUACGCCAAGCACAGGCCGAAUGCCUCGGGCAGCGACUACUUCUCCCCGGAGAACGGCUUCCACUACGUGGGGCACGAGCGGGCGCAGGAGCACGCGGCCUCCAGGGACUGCAAUGGGCACCUUCUCAACUGCUACGGUACCAACGAGAGCGUCGCAGCCACGCCGCCGCCACCGGGCGAGGACCGCAAGAGCCCCAGGGUGCUCAUCAAGACGCUGGGGAAGCUGGACGGCUGCCUGCGGGUCGAGUUCCACAACGGCGGCGGCCCGGGGGACGCGGAGCCCCCGGGGGACGCGGGCGGCCCGGUGCGGCUGCUGCGCUACUCCCCUCAAAGAGCAGAGCCGAAGUCCAAGGAAGGCAGUGACUACUUUGACAGCCGCUCAGAUGGACUGAAUGCAGAUGUGCAGGGGCCUUUCCAGAUGUCUGCUUCACUGUGGUCAGGGGGCUCGGCUCAGAUCCUGUCCCAGAGAAGCGAAUCCGCUCAUGCAAUUGGCAGUGAUCCCCUCCAGCAGAACAUUUAUGAGAAUUUCAUGCGGGAGUUGGAAAUGAGCAGGACCAACACAGAGAAUGUAGAAACGUCCACAGAAACUGCUGACUCCAGCAGUGGGUCACUCAGCUCUUUGGAGCAGCUUGAUCUGCUCUUUGAGAAGGAGCAAGGGGUGGUCCGGAAAGCAGGCUGGCUGUUCUUCAAACCCCUGGUCACUUUGCAGAAGGAAAGGAAGCUUGAACUGGUGGCUCGGAGGAAGUGGAAACAAUACUGGGUAACACUGAAAGGAUGCACCCUGCUGUUCUACGAGACAUACGGGAAGAAUUGCACAGAUCAGAGCAGUGCCCCCCGGUGUGCCUUGUUUGCAGAAGACAGCAUAGUGCAGUCCGUCCCAGAGCAUCCCAAGAAGGAAAACGUGUUCUGCCUCAGCAACUCCUUUGGAGAUGUCUACCUUUUCCAGGCCACUAGCCAGACAGAUCUGGAAAAUUGGGUCACCGCCAUACAUUCAGCUUGCGCAUCCCUUUUUGCAAAGAAACAUGGAAAAGAGGACACGGUUCGGCUGCUGAAGAACCAGACCAAAAACCUUGUUCAGAAGAUAGAUAUGGACAGCAAGAUGAAGAAGAUGGCAGAGUUGCAGCUGUCCGUGGUGAGCGACCCGAAGAACCGGAAAGCCAUAGAAAACCAGAUCCAGCAAUGGGAGCAGAAUCUGGAGAAGUUUCACAUGGAUCUCUUCAGGAUGCGCUGCUAUCUGGCCAGCCUGCAAGGCGGGGAGUUGCCCAACCCCAAGAGCUUCCUGGCUGCCGCCAGCCGCCCCUCCAAGCUGGCCCUCGGCAGGCUGGGCGUCUUGUCGGUUUCCUCCUUCCACGCUCUGGUCUGUUCUAGAGAUGACUCUGCUCUCCGGAAAAGAACGCUCUCCCUGACUCAGCGAGCAAGAAACAAGAAGGGCAUAUUUUCUUCAUUGAAAGGACUGGACACGCUGGCGAGAAAAGGGAAGGAGAAAAGACCUUCCAUAACUCAGGCGAGUUCCUCGGUCGAUGAACUUCUGCAUAUAUAUGGUUCAACAGCGGAUGGUGUUCCCCGAGACAGCACGUGGGAAACCCAGACCUACGUUCAUUUUCAGAAUAACCAAGGAGUUACUGUAACGAUCAAGCCGGAACAUAGAGUAGAAGAUAUUUUGACGUUGGCGUGCAAGAUGAGGCAGCUGGAGCCCGGCCACUACGGCCUGCAGCUUCGGAAGUUAGUGGGCGAGGGCCCCGAGUGCUGGGUGCCUGCGCCGGACGAGUACAUGCAGGAACAGGUUUAUGACGAAAUAGAAAUCUUUCCACUCACCGUCUAUGAUGUGCAGCUCACGAAGACGAGCAGCGCCUCUGACUUCGGGUUUGCAGUGACAGCGCAGGUGGACGAGCACCAGCAUCUCAGCCGAAUAUUUAUAAGUGACGUUCUCCCCGACGGCGUGGCAUAUGGAGAAGGAUUGAGAAAGGGCAAUGAAAUCAUGACCUUAAAUGGGGAAGCUGUGUCCGAUCUGGACCUUAAGCAGAUGGAGGGCCUGUUUUCUGAGAAGAGCGUUGGGCUCACUCUCGUUGCCCGGCCGCCAGGUGCCAAAGGAAACCCGUGUUCUUCGUGGUCGGACAGUGACCUGUUCUCAAAGGACCAGAAGAGUCUGCUGCCCCCUCCAAACCAGCCCCAGCUUCUGGAAGAGUUCCUGGAUAAUUUAAAAAAAAAUACAACCAAUGAUUUCAGCAACGUCCCUGAUGUCACAACUGGCCUGAAAAGGAGUCAGACUGAUGGUGCCCUGGCCCAGGUUCCCCACGGGGAGAAAACGGCCCAGACGUUCGGGAGUGCUGAGCAGAUCCCCGCGCUGUGUAGGAGUUUCCACGACCCGCAGACCAACGGCAUGGAUGGGCCGCGGGCCCCUCGAGACCCGCCUCCGAGGCCGCUGGCUCGCCACCUCUCCGACGCCGAUCGCCUCCGGAAAGUCAUCCAGGAGCUGAUGGACACCGAGAAGUCCUACGUGAAGGAUCUGAGCUGCCUCUUUGAAUUAUAUCUGGAGCCACUUCAGAAUGAGACCUUUCUUACCCAAGAUGAGAUGGAGUCACUGUUUGGAAGUUUGCCAGAGAUGCUGGAAUUUCAGAAGGUGUUCCUGGAGACUCUGGAGGACGGGAUCUCAGCAGCUUCUGACUUCAACAUCCUUGAGACGCCCUCGCAGUUCAGAAAAUUACUGUUUUCCCUUGGAGGCUCUUUCCUUUAUUACGCGGACCAUUUUAAACUGUACAGCGGAUUCUGUGCUAAUCAUAUCAAAGUACAGAAGGUUCUAGAGCGAGCUAAAACUGAUAAAGCCUUCAAGGCUUUUCUGGACACCCGGAACCCCACCAAACAGCACUCCUCCACCCUUGAGUCCUACCUCAUCAAGCCGGUCCAGAGAGUCCUCAAGUACCCUCUGCUGCUCAGGGAGCUCGUGUCGCUGACGGACCACGAGAGCGAGGAGCACUACCACCUGACAGAGGCUCUAAAGGCAAUGGAAAAAGUAGCAAGCCACAUCAAUGAGAUGCAGAAGGUCUAUGAGGAUUACGGGACCGUGUUCGACCAGCUGGUGGCGGAGCAGAGUGGGACAGAGAAGGAGGUCACAGAACUUUCCAUGGGGGAGCUUCUGAUGCACUCUGCAGUUUCCUGGCUGAAUCCGUUUCUGUCUCUAGGAAAAGCCAGAAAGGACCUUGAGCUCACGGUGUUUGUUUUUAAGAGAGCAGUCAUACUGGUUUAUAAAGAACACUGCAAACUGAAGAAGAAACAGCCCUCCAACUCCCGGCCUGCGCAUGGCUCUGGCGACCUGGAUCCAUUUAAAUUCCGCUGGCUGAUCCCCAUCUCGGCGCUUCAGGUCCGGCUGGGGAACAGCGCAGGCACAGAAAAUAAUUCCGUGUGGGAGCUGAUCCAUACGAAGUCAGAACUGGAAGGCCGGCCGGAAACUGUCUUUCAGCUGUGCUGCAGUGACAGUGAAAGCAAAACCAGCAUGGUCAAGGUCAUUCGGUCUAUUCUGAGGGAGAACUUCAGGCGUCACAUAAAGUGUGACUUACCCCUGGACAGAACCUGUAAGGACCGCCCGGUGCCUCUUAAGAACCGAGUUCCUGUUUCAGCCAAGUUAGCGUCCUCCAGGUCCUUGAAGGUCCUCAAGAACUCGUCGAGCUGCGAGUGGCCCGGCGAGCCCAGCAAGGGCAGCUCCCUGGACUCGGACGAGGGCAGCCUGAGCAGCGGCACGCACAGCGGCGGCUGCCCCCCGGCCGGGGGGGCACAGGACUCCCCAAGACACCCGCCCGCGGGCCUCUCCCCCGGUCUCAUCAAAGAGAGCGACAUUCUGAGCGACGAGGACGACGACUACCAUCAGACCCCGAGGCGGGGCAGCCCUACCAAAGACAUUGAACUUCAGUUCCAGAGACUGAGAAUCUCGGACGACGGGAGCCCGGCCGGGCGGCGGCCCCAAGGCGAGCAGCCCAGGCUGGUCCGGGGCCACUUCUGCGCCAUCAAACGAAAAGCCAACAGCACGAAACGGGACCGGGGAACUCUGCUCAAGGCGCAGAUCCGUCACCAGUCCCUCGACAGUCCCUCGGAAAAUGCCAACCUCGAUCUGAGCUCCAUUCUGCAGCGAGAGUUCAGCGUCCAGAGUUUAACGUCCGUGGUCAACGAGGAGUGUUUUUACGAAGCGGGCAGCCACGGAGGGUCGUAGAACGCUUCCGCCCCACGUGGGUCAGAUGGCUCCUCUGACGUCCAGCCUGGGGGUCAAGGGGCAACUGCAGAAAAACUACUCAUUACUGGGCUUUGUGCAGCAUACAUUUUCCCACGAAAUAGCUGUAAAGAUUUAAGUUAUUUUAAUUUAUUGUAGAUCAGAAACCUAGAUUAAAGCGACCAGAAUCUGUAAGAAUCUGUAAAUUACUUAGUUUAUAUCCCUUUUGAGCAGGUAUCAAAAUGACUUCGGAUCCUUAAAAUCGCAGUCUAUUUUAAUUUAUGUGGGAAGAGAUGGGGGGUUGUGAUUAAUAGUUUUUAAAAGGUCAUUUUUCCCCCCAGUCCUCUGGGCAUUUUCUUCGAGCUGUUAGUUUCUGCUUUAUUUAAAGCAUAUUUAUUUUCACGUGGGUGAGGGGCACAAUGUGCAGACAUUUCAUUUUUGUAAGGUUGUAAUAGAUACGGUUUAUACUGAACAUGUCUGAUCUAUGCAGUAUAUAUAUUAAAAAGAAAGCUUGUACUGUAUGUUAUUUGAUUAUUUUCUCUACCAAGUUGUACAGUAAAAGGGAAGUAAGUCGCAUCUGGAAAUCGUAUGUUUACUGUCCGUCCAUAGACCGCAGAGCACACACCUGAGCAGCCCAGCAUUGUGAAAACCAGCUUCCGGAAAGCCACUCACCGCCGAAGCAGCCGCUACCGUCUGGACCGCUCCGGGUCUUUCUCUUUUUCCUGAUUGUUGCUUUUAUUUUGCUUGAGUUCUUCUCUGAAAUUGUAAGUAAAGAGGCGUGGGUCUUCAUCGCACAUCUUCCGGUACACGUCACAGAGGCUCUUGAAGUGGGCGACAGAGAGCUGGCCGGGCCGAAGGGUAGGGUCCACGUCCGCCAACUCCAGCAGUUUCUCAGUGCUCUCCACGCGCUGAGCUUCAGGGAAUAACAUUCUGAGAAGAGAAAACAGUCGGACGUUUACUUGGGGAACUCUGCAAGUCACGACGCCUCCUUCUCCCCUGUGAACAUGACAUCGUUUGGACAGCGGACCAGCGGAGGGAGCGGAAGAGACGGGCGGGCGCGCUGGGGGCCCCGAGCCGCCGCGGAAGCUCUCGGCCUCGCCAGCAGGCACGAGGGACGCCGAGGGCAGAGCUCCUCUGUCCUGUGGCCGCCGAGAAGGGAUUUCCCAAAGCUCCGGCAGUACAAGUACCAUUUAACGUCUGAUCGGUCGCAUUCUUAGAUGUUUGAUUUGCCUCAUUUUGUUUAGUUUGCCAUGUAUUUUAAUACAAACCUUGUCUAA